AUGGAGUGUGGCAAGCACCUUUUGAACGACCGAGAACGACAGUCAGGGGGGUUCGAUGUCGAUCGAGAGAGACACAGUCAAGGGGGGUUCGAUGUCGAUCGAGAGAGACACAGUCAAGGGUUCGAGGUCGAGAGAGAUGUCGAUCGAGAGAGAGACAGUCAAGGGAGGUUCGAUGUCGAUCGAGAGAGACACAGUCAAGGGAGGUUCGAUGUCGAUCGAGAGAGACACAGUCAAGGGGAGGUUCGAUGUCGAUCGAGAGAGACACAGUCAAGGGGAGGUUCGAUGUCGAUCGAGAGAGACACAGUCAAGGGGAGGUUCGAUGUCGAUCGAGAGAGACACAGUCAAGGGGAGGUUCGAUGUCGAUCGAGAGAGACACAGUCAAGGGAGGUUCGAUGUCGAUCGAGAGACACAGUCAAGGGGAGGUUCGAUGUCGAUCGAGAGAGACACAGUCAAGGGGAGGUUCGGGAUGAUGUCGAUCGAUGUCGAUCGAGACACAGUCAAGGGGAGGUUCGAUGUCGAUCGAGAGAGACACAGUCAAGGGUUUUUCGAGUCGAUCGAGGGGAGGUCGAUGUCGAUCGAGAGAGACACAGUCAAGGGGAGGUCUCAAUUGGAUGUCGAUCGAGAGAGAGAGACACAGUCAAGGGAGGUUGUCGAUCGAUCAAGGGGGAGGUUCGAUGUCGAUCGAGAGACACAGUCAAGGGAGGUUCGAUGUCGAUCGAGAGAGAAAGUCAAGGGAGGUUCGAUGUCGAUCGAGAGAGACACAGUCAAGGGGAGGUUCGAUGUCGAUCGAGAGAGACACAGUCAAGGGGAGGUUCGAUGUCGAUCGAGAGAGACACAGCCAAGGGGAGACUUCGAUGUCGAUCGAGAGAGACACAGUCAAGGGGAGGUUCGAUGUCGAUCGAGAGAGACACAGUCAAGGGGAGGUUCGAUGUCGAUCGAGAGACACAGGAGUGGAGCCUGCGGCUUAAUUUGACUCAACACAGGAAAACUCACUCGGUCCGGACAACGGUAGGAUUGACAGAUCGUUAG
Messenger RNA from Acanthosepion pharaonis, 1029 nucleotides. NCBI's taxonomy places the organism in Eukaryota, Metazoa, Mollusca, Cephalopoda, Sepiida, Sepiidae. The record is from the annotation of a GenBank genome assembly.